Messenger RNA from Helianthus annuus (common sunflower), 2345 nucleotides. Its product is annotated as zinc finger CCCH domain-containing protein 11-like. The transcript is spliced from 13 exons. The coding region runs from base 732 to 1379 and encodes 215 amino acids. Gene Ontology annotation, biological process: cytoplasmic translation. Lineage: Eukaryota; Viridiplantae; Streptophyta; Magnoliopsida; Asterales; Asteraceae. Gene Ontology annotation, molecular function: mRNA binding; metal ion binding. The record is from RefSeq and is a predicted model, not a curated record. Gene Ontology annotation, cellular component: cytosol.
AUUCUCCUUUCAUCUCCGUUCUGGUUCAAGCAUAUGAUUUUCGAGUCAAUCAUCUCCACUAUCCUUCAUCUCCAUUAAGAUAUCUUCAAUCACCCUAAUACCAAAUCCUCUUUUAAUUCAAUUCAUUCUUCCAUCACUAUUAGGUGGAACUAAGUUUUUUUUUUUUCAAAACCCUAACACCGCUCUCCUUUGUCGCCCUCUAUAAUCGAUCACCAUCAAAAACGCAGAUUUGCUUUCUUAUUCAUUUGAUGGCUCAAAAGAAGGAAUCAUGUGUCCUUUGUACCCCUUUUCAUCGUUUCCACAGUAUAAAGACAUUUCUUUUUUUGUAUCUUUUUUUUUUUGCAGAUUUUGUUAUCUGGAUUCUUCGGUCUCAAGGUGGUGUUUGAGAUUGAAUCUUAAUCGAAAAGGGUUUUUAUUCUCAGGUGGUGUUUGAGAUUGAAAACUUUUUUGGUUGCGUGAUCGUUUAAUCCUUGAAGAACGAUAUAUCAUGGCUGUGUAUACUUGUAAAAAGUGUAAGACUGAUGCAUUUACUGUAUGGAAUGCUUGGGGACUGGCUUUAAUUCCGAUGGAACACUGUGCUCAAGUGCGUGUCAAGCUCAAUUGAUAGAUGUGAAAGGAAGAGAAGAAAUACUGAUAAUUCAUAGCAAAAACAAGAAGCUCGACAAGAACGUGUCACUAAAUGUGAUCACGAUGCGAACUUCUAGGUUAAACUGUAUGAGCUGGCAAAUCUAAUGAACGAUACAACCAUCUUGAUGGCAGAAGAGGCAAGGAUGACAGAUGGAAAGAACAAGAUGUUAGUAGCCUAUCAUGAAACCGGUCAUGCAGUCUGCACGUUAUCGUUAUGGUCAGGGGUGGAUCCAAAGUCUAUAUUGUGCGAGUUUUUCAAGGCUGGUCAAUGUGCGAAAGGUUUCAAAUGCAAGUUUUCUCAUGACUUGAAUGUACAAACAAAUGGUGAAAAGUUUGACAUUUUCAGUGAUAAGCGUGAUGAAGGAACAAUGGAGGAUUGGGAUUUGGAGACGUUGGAAAAAGUUGUGGAAUCAAAAGGAAAAGAGUACAACCAGAAUAAACCAACCGACAUCGUUUGUAAACACUUCCUCGAUGCAGUGGAGAAAAAGCAAUAUGGUUGGUUCUGGGUAUGUCCAAACGGUAAUAAAGAGUGCCAUUACAGACACGAUCUCCCUCCCGGAUACAUCUUGAAAUCUCAAAUGAAAGCUCUUUUAGAAGAAGAGGCUAACAAGCUAGCUAUCAAGGAUGAGUUUGAGGAUCAGGUUAAAGCAGUUUGUGGUCGUCUUCGUUCGAAUUCAGGUAGCUAUAUGCUUGCUGAAGAGAAAACUCUUUAUCAUUUACUGAAAAACUAUGAGCAAAUCGGAAGCUACUAAUAUUGAAUAAAAUUGCUACAAUAAAAGACGGCGAUACAAUAGAAUUUGAGGUACCUGGAGAUGCUGAACUGAAAGCUUUUUUUGGGGGGGGGGGUUGGAUGUGGGGAAGUUUAUGGAGCAUGCAAUGAAGACCCCAUUGACUCAUCACGCGGCGUCGCCAAGCGGUUUAGGGGUCCAGGGUUGUGUUUGAAGAAAAUAUAUCUAAAGAAUCUAAAGAAGGCUUACAAAAUAAAUCUAUCAGAACUGAUGGUCCAUGGAUUAAUAUCUAUGCUCAUGAUGUUUUGUGAGAACUACAGCAGUGCCAUUUGUGCCUACUAAGGUUCUUACAACAGAUCCAUUGCCUUGCAAGAAACAACAUGGUGGCAUUUGAUGUGUGGUCCGGGAAAAGUAGGAUGACACUUCACCGACAUUGCGGUCCUUCAACUUCACCGACUUCGCGUCAAGCAUCUCACCGGAUUCGGUCUCUCCGGCGCCGUCGACUGAUGAACGGAAUCAUCUCUGAUAUGUUGCUCAUCUAAUAUUUUGUGUGGUUAAUCAUAUUUUUUUUAUUUGUUCCAUUCUGUCUAGAUUUAUAGUAUUAUACUCAUCAGAGGAUGUACUCAGAAGUGUCGUGGUUGACUUUUGGUGUGCUAUUCUAUUGCCGAAGAAUGAGGUUUAUGUGAUAGUUAUGUGUCAGUCGGGAACAACUACACAGGCCUACAAGUCCAAUUCGAGAGCAGCGUUCUUCUAAUGUCACAACUAAUAACCUUUGCAAAGCAUGCUGACAUUUGACUUUGACCUGAAUUGGCUUUGACUUACAAACGGUGGAGUAACCGUAAAAGCCUAACAAUGCGUCGAGAAAGGGUAUGAAAAUGGUGUAUAGUGAAUGUAAAUAUAAUAUGAGUAGAUGAUGGGUAAUGAAUGAAUGUUGGUGAUUUAUGUAGACUGGUUUGGUGGGAAAGUGAAUGGUAUGAUGUUUGCUUGCUC